This is a messenger RNA of Morchella importuna, 804 nucleotides long. RefSeq lists its product as uncharacterized. Bases 1 to 804 code for a protein of 267 amino acids. The transcript has a single exon. The record is from RefSeq and is a predicted model, not a curated record. Lineage: Eukaryota; Fungi; Ascomycota; Pezizomycetes; Pezizales; Morchellaceae.
AUGGCAACUUCGUCUGCUACAUGCUCCACUCCCGCAACCCCCAGAGCGGAUCCCCCCGGGCAACCACAUGUUGAGACAGCUCCCCACGCGGUUGAAUCAGUGAUGCCUGCUCCUGAAAACCAACCACCACAGCAACCAGGCUCCCCUAUCAUCAGACCCGCCGAUCCCGUGCUGAAUCCACGCGAUCACCUUCCCCCCGAUGCCCACUUUCACGACGAGACCCGCGAGCUCUGGUCCACAGACCUCGACCAGAUGCUACUCUCUCGCACCCCCCAACUAACCUUGUCGCGCCUCAUGCGCCGCUUUAGACGGAGCCCGCUUAAUCCCCGCAUCCCAAUAUUCUACCAAGCCGUCGCGCACAGUCCUACCAGACGUAUAGUCUUCCUCAUCAAGCUGAUGCAAUCAACGACCAAGGUGACCGAAGACACGCUGAAGCGUGUGACCCAGUCGCUGUUCUAUAUUGUUCGCAGGCGCACCAACCGUGUCGACGACGACAACGCAAUGGCGGAGCUCAUCCGCGACGGGGACCACGCGGUCGAGGUUGUGGCCGAGCUCGUGGCGUUGUUUAAUGAGCAGCUCGCCACGGGGGAGGUGGUCCUGCGUGGGUUCAACAGGACGUGUCUGGUGGUGUUGUGGCGGUUCCUGGAGGUCGGUGUGUUCAACUACUUUAGGCACAAAGAGCGAAUGUUGGAGAGGAGGUAUGGCGUCAUUAACUUGCGUAGGGAGUUGGUGGCGCUGUAUGUGGGUGCUGGGUGGGUGUUGGGAAGAAUUGGGGGCCACUGGAUCAUGGGGGUUGCUGCUUGA